Messenger RNA from Ostrea edulis (European flat oyster), 3196 nucleotides. RefSeq names its product prostaglandin E2 receptor EP4 subtype-like. Gene Ontology annotation, biological process: adenylate cyclase-activating G protein-coupled receptor signaling pathway; inflammatory response; positive regulation of cytosolic calcium ion concentration. Gene Ontology annotation, molecular function: G protein-coupled receptor activity. Lineage: Eukaryota; Metazoa; Mollusca; Bivalvia; Ostreida; Ostreidae. The record is from RefSeq and is a predicted model, not a curated record. Gene Ontology annotation, cellular component: plasma membrane. Bases 1802 to 2212 code for a protein of 136 amino acids. The transcript has 5 exons.
UACAACAUAUAUCAAAUAUGUAAGCACAUGUAAUAUCAUAUAGACUAAACAACACUUGCAUUGAUAUUAGUACAUUUCAGAAAUGAAGGUAAAUUGCUCAUAUAUUGAUCCCGUUGAUUCGUCUUGGGUACCUGCGUGUAUCGAAUUCUGUUUAGGAACCAUUGGAAACAUCCUGGCUCUUGUGAUUUUGUGGGUGAGUCGUCGACACGAUGGAUGGCGUCCAUUUGACACAAUGUUCGCAGGUCUUGCAUUAGAAAACCUUCUCAGUAUCAUUCUAGCAUAUCCUUUUAUCUUUAAGAGGUAUGCUUCUGGUUUUACAUGGUGUUACAGCCAAACUUUGUGUGAUUUUAAUUCGUUUUUAUUGGUGAACAAUCAUUUGUCGUCCGCGUUCCUGAUCUGUGCGAUGUCUUUCGACCAGUUCUUGAUUAUCAAUGAAGUUGGAGAGACAGGAAGCUCUGAAAGAAGGAAUGGCAAGCGAUACAAAAUCAUUGUGGUCGUUCUACUGGCUGCAUCCGUAUCAAUAUCCCUUCUCCAUGUCACAGGACUGGGUUCAAGCCGUCUUUUCUAUCCAGGGACUUGGUGUUACCUGGAUUUUAUCAGUCAGACCACGGCAGAACGCGACAUGUCUUACUUUGUGGUGUCAAUCGGAACUCUUCUUAUAUUAUUAAUCAUAUUAUUCAACGUAUUAUCCUUUUGGAAAUUUUACAAAAAUCCAUAUUUGCGUUCCAGUGCACGGUAUAACGAGACUGGUCGAAACCAGUGCUGCUCCAAUAUGAACGUGUUUGUGAUGACGAUUUCUGCGGUAUUUAUUGUUUUGUGGACACCAUUUCUGGUACUUAUGGUAGUAGCAGAAAGUGAUCCAAGAAAGAUGAAAUGGUUGGAGGUAUGGCUUCUGCGAACUGUUGCCUUAAAUGCUGUGAUAGACCCAUGGCUCUAUACAUUUCUUCGGCGAGAGUCGCUCUCUACCAUUGCAAAGUAUUUAGGACAUGUUCAUGAACGACAUGGAUAUACAGAGUUAGAUUCAACGCGAAGAUGAUUUUAUAUUUCUUUAAACAACAUGUGUGUCUUACUAAACAAUGAAAUUUGCGAUUUGUGGUAAAAGAAAAUGUAAACGAAUAAUAAUCAAGAUAAUGAUUAAACAUUAACACAAUGAUAUAUAUGAAUCGUGACUUUUAUGCACACAUACAUCAUAAAAUGCUCUGCAACACCCACUCGUAAUGAUAUACUAGUAUUGCAAUUUGUAUUAAAUGAAUGAUCUGAUUUUGUCGUAUUUUUCGACUACUGAACAAGUGGUGUCUGAAAAGUCUGACAUUUCAAAAUGUUUGCCGCACUAACAUAUUCAUUACGUAUCUGCUAAACUUAUCAUCAAAAACACCAACACUAAUAUAGUCGACCACACAAUUAUUAUGGACAGGUCAAAAUUGUCCACGCUAAACACCUUGUGAUGUAGAUUUAUAUUAAAGAUACCUCUAAUCGACAAAUUAAAGCAGAAUAGUUAUGAUAAUAGGCAUUGUAAUUGUAUCACGAAUUGUGUUGUUAAAAAUCCAUUCACCAUUGACUCAGGGCAACUGCACCAAACGUAAACAGAGAGCCGUGAGUCAAAUGACCGUUGCGCGAUGAACCUCAGCUUGCAUUUAAUGAGUCGGAUUCUUCCAACAAAGGCGAAUUUACAAUGCAUGUACUCUGAUACUUCAUAUCAACAUGACAGAAACACGAUCUACCCCUGAGGUUUGAAACAUUUAGGUCAGAACUAUUUCGAAACCUGUGCAAUACGGGCUGCAGAUCGUGCGUAAAACUAAACAUGGCAGUUGGAAAAGUGUUAACAUGGAUCAUGAUUUUAAUACUGAUGAUUUGUUUCUGGGGUGUAGACUCUGCAUCGUACAGAUCACGGAGAACAUAUUCUUCCUCCCCGGGAAUGGAACCGUGGAUGAUUGCUAUCAUCGUCAUAAGCUGUAUAUCCAUCAUAGCCGUUCCUGUGAUUCUUAUGAUUUGUAUCAAAUGUGGAUGUUGUAAAGUAAAGCAAAGAAAUGAUCUAAACCAACCACAAGUAAUGGUGACAGCUCCCGGACAACAGUAUAAUGCACCUUAUGGCUACAACACCACUGCCAGUCACACGAUGGCGAAUGGAAAUCAGUUUGGAUACAUGGGGACCCAACCUGUUCCCUCUCCCUCUCAGUAUAACUACCCCCCAUCUACAGGGGAAAAGUAUUGAGGAAUCGGAUUUUGUUUCUUUAAAUUGAAUAAUUGUUAACCCAAACACAUGCCACAUACAAUGUACUGAGCUAUCAUUGGUUGAGAGAAAGAUAUAUGCACUUCUCUCCAAAUGUAUAAGUGUGCAGUUUCUCUCAAUAUCAAAUACAGCUUAAAUUCGAAUUAAACUUGAGUACAAAGCACGCACAGGGGUAGAUUUUCAGAUUCAUAGUAGAGGUACAUGUAUAUUUGAUAUCAAUGGAAGAUUGACAUUUAAUGGCCGGCUUACAUCGUAUAUGGUGACUGCUGUACAGUAUCAGUGAUUGUCAAUGAAGGUAAUAUUUUGGAGAAAGCUUCUGUGUAAGCGUUAGCGCGAUGAUUUGAUGACACUCACCAUCACAAAAAAGAGCGGACGCUUUUUGCAAGGAAAGUUUCGCUAUCGCGAUACUGCAUGGUUAGGAAACACCAUUAUAUAGAUAGAAUGUCUUUGGGACACAGACAAUAAAACCAGGAAAAUGUUUACUUCCUUGACCGCUACCAAUUCGAUCUAAUCGAUUUGAUUGUUUAUCAUUUGAUUUAAUUGUUGGUCAUUCAACGUAAUUGGUUUAAUUGUGAAUCUCUUAAUUGAUUUGGUUGCUAAUCAUUUUACCUAAUUAAUUUGAAUUGUAAUAUUUGACAUUAUAUAUACUUGAUUGCUGCCCAUUUGACGUGAUUGAUUUGAUUAAUUGUUGAUUAUUUAACUUAAUUAAUUUUAUUGUUAAUCACUUGAUUUAAUUGAUUUGAUUUGUGAAUAAGUUGACUUAAUUAAUUUAUAAAUAUAUAUUGGGCACAUGAAUCAAUUCAUUUAAUUGUUAUCAUAUGACUUGUUAUUCUUCAACUUAAUUGUUUUGGUUGUUAUCAUUUGAGUUGUGUUGAUUAAAUUGUUAAUCAUUUGACUUAAUUGAUUUAAUUUUUCAAUCAUUUGAUUUUCAUUGUUAAUCAUUUGAAAUAAAUUUCGUUUCCUUUC